Molecule: messenger RNA, 1767 nt
Organism: Budorcas taxicolor (takin)
Lineage: Eukaryota; Metazoa; Chordata; Mammalia; Artiodactyla; Bovidae
Gene: GPR162
Product: G protein-coupled receptor 162
Exons: 4
Coding region: 1-1767 (588 amino acids)
Biological process (GO): G protein-coupled receptor signaling pathway
Cellular component (GO): membrane
Molecular function (GO): G protein-coupled receptor activity
Source: RefSeq, a predicted model, not a curated record
AUGGCUCGGGGUGGGGCGGGGGCAGAGGAGGCCUCCCUCCGCUCGAACGCGCUGUCCUGGCUGGCCUGCGGGCUGCUGGCGCUGCUGGCCAACGCCUGGAUCAUCCUUAGCAUCUCAGCCAAGCAGCAGAAGCACAAGCCACUGGAGCUGCUGCUCUGCUUCCUGGCGGGCACGCACAUCCUCAUGGCGGCCGUGCCCCUCACCACUUUCGCUGUGGUGCAGCUGCGGCGCCAGGCCUCCUCCGACUAUGACUGGAAUGAGAGCAUCUGCAAGGUCUUUGUGUCCACCUACUACACGCUGGCCCUGGCCACCUGCUUUACUGUGGCCUCCCUCUCCUACCACCGCAUGUGGAUGGUGCGUUGGCCAGUCAACUACCGCCUCAGCAACGCCAAGAAGCAGGCACUGCACGCCGUCAUGGGCAUCUGGAUGGUCAGCUUCAUCCUCUCCACCCUGCCCUCCAUCGGCUGGCACAACAAUGGCGAGCGCUACUACGCCCGCGGCUGCCAGUUCAUUGUCUCCAAGAUCGGCCUGGGCUUUGGCGUCUGCUUCAGCCUCCUGCUGCUUGGGGGCAUUGUCAUGGGGCUGGUCUGUGUGGCCAUCACCUUCUACCAGACGCUGUGGGCCCGGCCCCGGAGGGCUCGGCAGGCCCGGAGAGCGGGGGGUGGGGGUGGGGCCAGGGGGGGUGGGCCAGGGGGCUUGGGUACCCGUCCGGCCUUCGAGGUGCCAGCCAUCGUGGUGGAGGAUGCCCGGGGGAAGCGGCGGUCCUCGCUGGACGGCUCUGAGUCGGCCAAGACAUCUCUGCAGGUUACCAACUUGGUCAGCGCCAUCGUCUUUCUCUAUGACUCCCUCACAGGGGUGCCCAUCUUGGUGGUGAGCUUCUUCUCCCUGAAGUCGGACUCGGCUCCCCCCUGGAUGGUGCUCGCUGUGCUGUGGUGCUCCAUGGCACAGACGCUGCUGCUGCCGUCCUUCAUCUGGUCCUGCGAGCGCUACCGCGCCGACGUGCGCACGGUGUGGGAGCAGUGCGUGGCUAUCAUGUCCGAGGAGGACGGCGAGGACGAUGGGGGCUGUGAUGACUUCGCGGAUGGCCGAGUGUGCAAAGUUCGCUUUGAUGCCAAUGGGGCCACAGGGCCAGGGGGCAGGGACCCCACCCAAGUAAAGUUGCUACCUGGACGGCACAUGCUCUUUCCACCUCUCGAGAGGGUCCACUACUUACAGGUCCCUCUGUCUCGCCGUCUGUCCCAUGAUGAGACCAACAUCUUCUCUACUCCUCGGGCACCAGGCUCCUUCCUGCACAAGUGGUCCUCCUCUGAUGACAUCCGGGUCCUCCCAGCCCAGAGCCGGGCCCUUGGGGGGCCCCCUGAACACUUGGGACCAAGGCAGAGGCUGGAGGACGAGGAGGAUGAGGAGGAGGCUGGAGGCGGGGGGCUGGCCACCCUCCGCCAGUUCCUGGAGGGUGGGGUUCUGGGCUCAGGUGGGGGACCCCCACGGGGUCCAGGCUUCUUCCGAGAGGAGAUCACCACCUUCAUUGACGAGACACCUCUGCCUUCUCCAGCUGCCUCGCCGGGGCCCUCUCCUCGCCGGCCCAGGCCUCUGGGGGUCUCACCCCGCCGACUCUCCCUGGGGUCCCCUGAUACCCGAGCCAUUGGACUUCCUUUGGGGCUCAGUGCAGGGCGACGCUGCUCCCUGACAGGAGGCGAAGGGAGCACAAAAGCUUGGGGAGGAUCCUGGGGCCCAGGGAACCCCAUCUUCCCCCAGCUGACUCUGUGA